Leptidea sinapis is the source of this 3368-nucleotide messenger RNA. RefSeq names its product interaptin (gene twy). Gene Ontology annotation, cellular component: centriole; ciliary basal body; ciliary transition fiber. The record is from RefSeq and is a predicted model, not a curated record. The coding region runs from base 14 to 2848 and encodes 944 amino acids. Gene Ontology annotation, biological process: establishment of epithelial cell polarity; cilium assembly. Lineage: Eukaryota; Metazoa; Arthropoda; Insecta; Lepidoptera; Pieridae. The transcript is spliced from 11 exons.
UGGAUUAACCAUCAUGAGUUUUAAUUUAGAUGACCCAUUAGCUGAUAUUUUAAGUGAUGAUAGUAAUGAUAGUUUCUUUAACGAUGAUAAUAUACUUGGGAAGAAAAAAUCAAAUAAGAAAAAUUCAACAGCAGAUAAAAAGAAAAAACUUUUUAAUUUAAAUGACCCGGAAACGGUAAAAAAAGAAGAGAAAUUGGAUGUUGUAAGUAAAGUUAAGGAGGAGGACAUAAUUAAACCGUCGUCUAAAACAAACACCUCUAAGGUUGCUGUGUCACCUAUCUUAAAGCACUCUUUUUCGAAAGAAUCCGUUAAAAUUCAGGGUCUUGAUUCGAAAAGCAACAUUGAUACCUUCGACUCUAUUACAAAAUCACCCCUGAAAGCGAAAAGUGCUAAAAGCAUAGAGAAAUUGGAUAUUCUAGAUGAAUUACUAGAGGAGAAGAAAACAUCAGGCAAGCAGUUAGAAAAAGGAAAGAGCUCACAAUCAUUGCUCGAUGACAUUUUGGGAGGAACAUCAAAACAAGCGAACCAACACAGACCUACUACAACGGGUAAGAGUCAGGACCUUAGUUUUGAUAAGGCUGUAGCAAAAUCGGAAUCAAAGCAAACGUAUUCCAAUACUACGACAAGGAUUUUAAGCAACCCAAUAGGCAAACCGGAGCAAACGACGGUAAAGAAACCUGCUGACGAUUGGCUUGGUAUCUUUCAAAAUAAUAAUGAUGAUGUAGAUGAUGAAGAUGAUAUGCCUUCCUGGUUAACUGGUGGUACGAAAAAGAAGAAAGCUGUAAAAGAAAUAAAAUCGAACAAAGAUGAAAAUAAUGAAACCAAAGAAGAUGUUAUAGAAAAAGAAAACAUAAGGACGGAAAUUCCAGAAAAAGAAAUUGGUAGGACCAUGGAAGAAUUAAUGAAACCUAUUUCAGUUGGUAAUGUAGAUAUGAACAAUGAUGAUGUAACCAUGGAGGGUGCAGCUAUGUGCUUACAACAGCAAGAGGCACAAUUGAUGGUUGCCUUGCAAUUGAAGGCACAAGAUGAGAAGUUGGCGGCAAUGCAAAUCCGCCAAAAGGAGAGUCAACGGGUCCAAAGAGAAGCUGUGACAGCACAUCACGAGCAAGUGGACUCUAUGCUCCGUCGUCAAGCGGAGCACAGACGACAGAUGCAAGCCAUUAUUGCGACGCACCAGGACAGAAUUACGCAGAGAAUAAAGGCAUUGCUGGAUAAUAAUGAUGCGAAUGAACCCGCUGAAGAAGAUAUACUUAAGACGGAGGGUGGGUACGAAAGCCCAUUUGCAAAGGAAAAGAAGCAAUUAUUGCAAUUGGUGCAGUCUUUGCAAGAGAACCAUGAUAAGGAGAUUGACCUCAUGGAAACAUCCUAUAGACGACAACUAGAAAUAAUCGAAAUAUCAUACAACCAAUCAGAGGCAAGACUGAAAGAGGAUAGCGAGAAAGCUGCGAAAUACUACGCGGAGAAGAUUGGCUGGUUGGAGGAGCAUCAUCAGUUGUACAAGAGAAUGGCUGAAGAGAAUUUGAACUCUCUAUCAGAGAGGCAUAAGAGCGAAAAUGAUAUGUUACGGAGUCAACACCUGGACAAUAUUAGAAUACUGCAAGAACAUCACGGUGCUCUCGUGGAGAAUAUUAAAAAUGCAGUGAAGCAAGAGCAAGUCCUGUUAAAAGAUUCAGCGGGGUUCUCGAAUGAUCUUCAACAAAUGAUACUUGAUGUCAAGGAGAACAAUUCAAAAUGUGAACAACUGUGUACAAAAGUCGAUAUGCUAAGGGAACAGUCGCACCGAGAUGUGGAGCGACAGUUGGAGACAAGGGAGAAACAGAUUAAUGAUAUGAUUGAGCAGUUGAAAAAGGACAGAGAUGACUUUGAAAAGGAUAAGUCGGACAGCAAGGAAACUGUGAAAAUACUCGAAAAUAGACUUCGACAAAUGACAACGAUGAUAGAAGAAGAGACGGCAUCGCUCAAACAGAAGAAAAUGGAGUUUGAGUUCGAGAAGGCCACAUUUAGUAAGCAGACGGAAUUUGCGAAGACAGUCCUGAAAAAACAAGACGAAGAGCUGAAGAUGUUAAAAGAUGAUAUAGAAAAAGAACAUAAAAUUAAAAUGGAUAAGUUAGAAGAGGAACGCUCGAAGUUAUUGAAGGAUAGUGCGCUGGUUGCAAAGGAGAAGGCUUCAGCGCAUAGCUUGAAGAUGGAACUUGAGAAAACAAAGGCGGAGUUAGAUGCUCAGUUAGAAGAAGCCGCUGAGGCUAGAUCCAGACUGAACGCGGAAAGACAGGAGCUGCACAUUGAGGAGCAGAGGAUUGUGGCCAAGGGACGAGAUUUAGACAUGCUCGCAAAAACGUCUAUAGAAAGACAAGCUCAGGCUGAAAAGAAAUUGUCGGAGGCGGAGUUUAUUCAGCACAAAUAUGAAGACAGAAUACGAAGAAUCCAAGAGCAUGUAGUCUCCUUAAAUAAUAGAGAGAAACAGAUAGCCAAAGAGAAGGUAGCCCUGUCGAGAGAGAGACUGAGUCUGCACAACGAAAAGAAGGAAAUGGAAAAUAGACAGUGUUCUCUGUGUCGGUCGGCUUAUUAUCCAGUGCAGCCUUAUCCGGAAAAUGUCGGUGUGCAAAGAGAUUACGACAAUUUGAAUUGUAACGUGAACAAUUUAGACAUGGAAAUGUCGAUGAUGCGACCGUUUGCGAGUAGCUUUGUUGGUAGAGAUACUCAGGGCGGUGGGGGGAGUAAUGCUAUGGUUAGUGAGCCGGGCUCGUUCAAGGACUACACGGACCCCAAAUUUACAAUGCUACGUCUUGAUGUACAGAAGGUGAUCAGUAAUAUGGAGCACACAAGGAGAGAUGAUGAUGAACAAUAAUUGCUCGUCUGUAUUUAAGACACACAUUGACCUCUGUUCGUCUGAGUAUUUAAGAGAUAAUGACCACUUAGUCUAUGCUCUAUGCAUUGGAGAUAGUGACCACUAGACAUCGUAGAGACGAGAAGAGUAUACUCUUUAUAAAGGACACAAUGUUAAUUUAUAUUAAGGUGAUAAUAAUUAUACUAUAUUUCAUCUUUUUCUUGCACUCACUGCAAGUAACUUUAUUUACUAAAUAUACAAUAUUCAUUGUAUAAUACUAAUUAUUAACAUCUUUUACUCGUUAAUUGUAAUAAUAAUAACACUGGAAAACUGAUUUGCAGUGAUAUUAAAAGGGGUGGACCUCUGACCCCGAAACUAGUUAAAACUGUAUCUUCGGGGUCAGUGAUACCUCGACAAAUGAAAAUGACCAAUGAAAUAAUUAAUAAUAAAUAGAAAUUAAAUGUGUGUGUGUGUGUUUCAUACUUAGUGAGAAGGUUACAGGAGACUUUCCGUUUCUGAAUAUGAUCAUUGUAUAAGAUAA